AGCCGGUGUGAACCAUCAGCAGAGCAACAUCCCAUCUCUCUUCUCUUUGUGCUUAAAUAACUAACUUUCUACAUCUCAUCAUGAGGGAAAUCGUGCAUAUCCAGGCAGGCCAGUGCGGUAACCAGAUUGGUGCCAAGUUCUGGGAGGUGAUCAGUGAUGAGCAUGGCAUUGACCCGACUGGGACUUACCAUGGAGACAGCGACCUGCAGCUGGACAGGAUCAGUGUGUACUACAACGAGGCCACUGGUGGAAAAUAUGUGCCCAGAGCCAUUCUAGUUGAUCUGGAGCCAGGAACGAUGGAUUCUGUACGCUCUGGGCCGUUUGGACAAAUUUUUAGGCCUGACAACUUUGUCUUUGGACAAAGUGGUGCAGGGAACAACUGGGCAAAAGGUCACUACACCGAGGGGGCGGAGCUUGUGGACUCAGUUUUGGAUGUGGUUCGUAAAGAGGCGGAGAGCUGCGAGUGUCUGCAGGGCUUUCAGCUCACUCACUCUCUGGGAGGAGGCACCGGAUCAGGGAUGGGGACGCUCCUCAUCAGCAAAAUCCGUGAGGAGUAUCCCGAUCGCAUCAUGAACACCUUCAGCGUGGUGCCCUCUCCAAAAGUUUCAGAUACAGUGGUUGAACCGUACAACGCCACGCUCUCGGUGCACCAGCUGGUCGAAAACACUGAUGAAACGUACUGCAUCGACAACGAAGCACUUUAUGAUAUCUGCUUCCGUACUCUCAAACUCACCACACCAACUUACGGCGACCUAAACCACCUUGUCUCUGCCACAAUGAGCGGGGUCACCACCUGUCUUCGGUUUCCCGGGCAACUCAAUGCCGAUUUGAGAAAACUUGCGGUCAACAUGGUCCCAUUUCCACGUCUUCACUUCUUCAUGCCUGGUUUUGCUCCCUUGACCAGUAGGGGGAGCCAGCAGUACCGCGCUCUCACCGUACCAGAGCUAACCCAGCAAGUAUUCGAUGCUAAAAACAUGAUGGCGGCUUGUGACCCUCGGCACGGACGCUACCUAACAGUGGCUGCAGUUUUCCGUGGUCGCAUGUCCAUGAAAGAAGUUGAUGAGCAAAUGCUGAAUGUUCAAAACAAGAAUAGCAGUUACUUUGUUGAGUGGAUCCCAAAUAACGUCAAGACAGCGGUGUGCGAUAUUCCUCCACGUGGUCUCAAAAUGGCCGUCACUUUCAUUGGAAAUAGCACCGCAAUCCAGGAGCUGUUCAAGCGUAUUUCUGAGCAGUUUACUGCAAUGUUCCGCCGUAAAGCUUUUCUUCACUGGUACACCGGUGAAGGCAUGGAUGAGAUGGAGUUUACAGAAGCGGAGAGCAACAUGAAUGAUCUGGUGUCCGAAUAUCAGCAGUACCAGGACGCCACCGCAGAGGAGGAGGGAGAGUUUGAGGAAGAGGCAGAGGAAGACGCAUAAGAAGGCAAUAACAAAGAGUAAAAAACACUGCAAUAAUCUAGGCUAAUAUCUGCAUUAGUUAAAAGAACAUUAAUUCUGACUGUUUAAUUAUUUCAUAGAUAACUUUUAUAGUGGAGGAUCUGUCACUUCUUUGUCUCCAUGGAGAUGUAGAAUGUUCCACAGUAGUGUUGAACAUUUAUUUGAUUACACGUGAUUGUAUACUAAAAAAAAUUGAAACAUUUUAGUUUAAUGACAUACUGUGGAUACAUUACAAGAAAAGCUAUACCAUCUUAAUAGAAACAAGCAGAUCACUGAUUCACCACUAGAAAAGUUACACAGUGCACCUUUAAGGCAAAGCAAUUGUAUUUGUAGAGCUUUACAGAAUGCUGCAUUAAAAUCAUAGUACAAGGUUGAUAACAAUCUUAAUCAUGAUCGUAUUUGAAGGAAUUUUGGACCAAUUUAAGUGUUUUAUUUUCUUAUUUCUAGCCAAGCUUUAUAUUCUGAAUUGAAGUAAUUUUAACAUAUGUAGAUAUUUUUUGCAGUGCGGAAAAAAAUACUUUUAAGUGAUCAAAAACUGUACCAAAAUUUGGAGAGUUUAAAUGUUUGGAGAGUAACGCGUGACCAAAAUAAUGUUCCAUGGCUUACAAUUAUGCCAUGUAUUCCACACAAAGAACCACUUAACACCUUCAUGGCAGGAAAGGAGAUUUAAUCUUUGAAUAUUUCAUCAAAUUGAUAAUUGCACUUACAACAACACUGAAUAAAUGUGAAAAACCAUUUUCAGUAUUUCUAUAGCAACAGGUAAAGCAAAAACAUUGUACAAUAGUAAAGCAUAUUCAUCAAAAUUGUGUUAUUUUUUAUUAAAAUUUGACCAUCCCUUGCAAUUCUUCUCAAUCUUUCCAGUUUGGUUAUAGCUUUUGUGUUUUCUAAUUUCUAUUUGUGUGCAUAUGACAGGUUAAACUACUAAUUUCUCUAAAACAUAGUUUUAGAUUUAAGAUGGUACGAAAAAAAGUGUAGUUUAUUGUAGUUUUGCAAUUUUGGUGAAGGUUUUAAUUUUACUUCCUGGUUGGACAUGGGGCAGAUGUGACAUAUGUAGAGGUAUGUUACCUAGCAACCAUAAUCUUACCAAGGGCUAAAAUGUGUCUAAAUUACACAAUAGUUAUAUGACAAAUAGAAAUAAAGGGCAAUGCCUUUAUUGUGUGCAUAAAUUGUCUCUACAUUUUAGAUGGAAUGACAGUUGAUGACAUUUGAGGGCUUCUGUUUUAGGUCUCACCGCUACUUCCUGUAUUUGCAACUUUUUGUUACUUUUCUUCUUAAACUGCCCCUUGACUGAUGUAACAUUUUGAUAUAUAUUUACUACAGGUACUAUACCACCAAACCAAGUAAGAAUUUGAAAAACAUAUUAAUAUGUCAAAUGCAUUUUAAUGUAUUUUCAUCAAGAUCUUUGAUAACCAUGUCCAUAUAUACAGUUCAAUUGUAACAACAUAAGUAGCAGACAAUUCUCAGACGCCAGCCAACGUCUUGAGAUCUGCUUAUGUUGAUUUUAUUUGAUGUUUGUUUAUUUCAACCAAGCUACCACAAAAUAUUCUGCUUUUUCAUGCUUGUUUUUUACAAUUACAAAAUGUGCACAUGUGACCCUAUGGUCUAAAUGUUUACACCUGGAGCCACUACAAUAUCAAACACACUGAAGCCACUUUGUGUUCAAGUGUGUGAGCGACUUGUUUGUAUGUUUUUAAAAUGCCUGAACACUUAAGAUCCCAAUGACUGUGAACUGUUAAAAUGUCUGAGAGUAAAAGCAUUUACAGUAU
Periophthalmus magnuspinnatus is the source of this 3199-nucleotide messenger RNA. Its product is annotated as tubulin beta chain. Gene Ontology annotation, cellular component: cytoplasm; microtubule. The coding region runs from base 81 to 1415 and encodes 444 amino acids. The record is from RefSeq and is a predicted model, not a curated record. Gene Ontology annotation, biological process: microtubule cytoskeleton organization; mitotic cell cycle. Lineage: Eukaryota; Metazoa; Chordata; Actinopteri; Gobiiformes; Gobiidae. Gene Ontology annotation, molecular function: GTP binding; structural constituent of cytoskeleton; GTPase activity. The transcript has 5 exons.